UUUUCUUCUUCUUCUGUAUAUUCCGUCGUUUCAUUCUUCAGAAGCUUUGAACUCAAAAUUGAAAAUCUAUAGUGGAAACAGCGAAGAGGAUCGAAACGUAGAAAAUGAGCAGCAUUGGAACUGGAUAUGACCUAUCGGUGACGACAUUCUCGCCGGACGGCAGAGUUUUUCAGAUCGAGUAUGCCGGAAAAGCUGUUGAUAAUAGUGGUACUGUUGUUGGAAUCAAGUGCAAGGAUGGAAUCGUAUUGGGAGUUGAGAAGCUGAUUGCGUCGAAAAUGAUGUUGCCGGGAUCUAAUCGUCGGAUUCACUCUGUUCAUCGUCAUUCUGGCAUGGCUGUUGCAGGGCUGGCUGCUGAUGGGAGGCAAAUUGUUGCCCGUGCAAAGUCUGAAGCAACCAGUUUUGAAAGUGUAUAUGGUGAACCGAUUCCGGUGAAAGAACUUGCAGAACGUGUUGCUAGUUAUGUGCAUUUAUGCACACUUUACUGGUGGCUCAGGCCUUUUGGAUCUGGGGUAAUCCUUGGAGGCUAUGAUAGAGAUGGACCUCAACUCUACAUGGUUGAGCCAUCUGGUGUUUCCUAUAGGUACUUCGGUGCUGCUAUUGGGAAGGGCAGACAGGCUGCUAAAACUGAAAUUGAGAAGUUGAAGCUCUCUGAAAUGACGUGUCGGCAAGGGGUUAUUGAGGUAGCCAAAAUAAUUUAUGGAGUUCAUGAUGAGGCAAAGGACAAGGCAUUUGAACUGGAAAUGAGUUGGGUGUGUGAUGAGUCUAACCGGCAGCAUCAGAAGGUUCCCGCUGAUCUGUUAGAGGAAGCCAAGGCUGCAGCUAAAGCUGCACUUGAAGAGAUGGACGCAGACUAAUGGCGCAAAUACGACUCCGCUCACUCUAUUUACUACUUUUAUCAACUGAAUCAAAUAGUCUGCUCUGGCUCUGCCAUGUUUGGAAUUUGGCACCUGUAUGACACAUUUGUUUUUAGUGAUGAAAGAGAUCU
Molecule: messenger RNA, 985 nt
Organism: Solanum stenotomum
Lineage: Eukaryota; Viridiplantae; Streptophyta; Magnoliopsida; Solanales; Solanaceae
Product: proteasome subunit alpha type-3-like
Exons: 9
Coding region: 105-854 (249 amino acids)
Biological process (GO): ubiquitin-dependent protein catabolic process
Cellular component (GO): proteasome core complex; nucleus; proteasome core complex, alpha-subunit complex
Source: RefSeq, a predicted model, not a curated record